AAAUAAAGCGCACUAGUGCCGCGGUGCAUUGUGGGUGUGCACGGAGAAGUAAAAUGGCGGACUUGGCGAACGAAGAGAAGCCUGCCAUAGCUCCUCCAGUGUUUGUGUUUCAGAAGGACAAAGCACAGAAGAGAUCCGCAGAUGGGUCGAGUGCAGAGGACGGGGAUGAUUCAGAUCGGGAUGAUGGCGAGUACUGUCCUCCGGUAAAGAGAGAGAGGACCUCAUCUCUGACCCAGUUCCCUCCGUCACAUUCAGUUCCCAAGAAUAAUAUCUUUAUGCCCUCAAGUUUAUGCCAGUCUCCAACUGGUAAUUCAGACUCGGAGCCAGAAGAGAAGCCUGUCGGGUUCAGGUUGAAACCUCCCACACUCAUUCAUGGCCAGGCCCCAAGCGCAGGUUGUUUUCCAGGCGUUCCCAGUCAAAAGCCCAAAGAACAGCAGCGCAGUGUUUUGAGACCAGCCGUUCUACAGGCACCUCCGGCCAAAACCCUCACAGAACCCGUCAAGACCAACUCCAGCUGUGGAACAAAUGGAGUGGGGAAGUUUGGAGAUUCAUCAUCAGAGAGCCAAUCUGUUUUCCUGAACAACACAGAGAGCUCGGACAAAUCACCGAAGCGAGAGAAGGAAGGAGAAGAAAAUGGAGGUGGACAGAAAGACGACAGCAGUCAGAAGAAGGACUGUGCGGUGGACUCGUCGUUCGUGUUCGGGCAGAAUAUCAAAGAGCGAGCGAAGUUGGAUGAAAACAGCACGUCCAGUGACUCAAAAGACUCCACACAAGAUUCUCAGUCUGGCAGCACCAAUUAUUUCUUACAGUACAUGGGCAGCGCUAGCUCCAACAAUGCCACCAACAGCUCGGACAAAGGCUCCAAGUUUGUUUUUGGCCAGAACAUGUCUGAGAGAGUUCUGAGCCCACCGAAAGGAGGUGAGGUGGCAGUCGAGGUCAGUAAAGACGGUCCAGCUCCAGUAUCCGAGCCAUCAUCACAAGAGGCCACACCUGAGAAAAAUCACAGUGUAACAGAGUCUCUGGAAGAGUCGGCAGCUGCGUACACCAAAGCCACUGCCAAGAAGUGCAUUCUAGAGAAAGUGGAGGUCCGUACGGGAGAGGAGGCGGAGAGCAAUGUUUUACAGAUGCAGUGCAAGUUGUUUGUGUUCGAUAAGCCAGCUCAGUCGUGGGUGGAACGAGGCCGCGGUCUGCUUAGACUUAACGACAUGGCGUCCACCGACGAUGGCACGUUACAGUCCAGAUUAGUGAUGCGCACACAGGGCAGUCUGCGAUUGAUCCUCAACACAAAGCUUUGGCCUCAGAUGCAGGUGGAUAAAGCCAGUGAGAAAAGCGUUCGUAUCACAGCCAUGGACACCGAGGACCAGGGCGUCAAGGUCUUCCUCAUAUCGGCAAGCUCUAAAGAUGCGGGUCAGCUAGCUGCGGCGCUGCAUCACCGGAUUCUGGCUCUGCGGAGUCGUGUGGAGCAGGAGCCCGAGAGCACACCCGCCCCGGCCGAACCAGAGAUCCCGCAGUCAAACGAGGACGACAGCGACGACGACGAACCUGCUAACAACAGCAGCGCCACCAACACCACCGGCACGGGGAACUCCACCAGCGGUAACUGUGAGAGCAGCGAGACCCCAGCCGCCGAGAGCACAUAGCAUCCUGACCCUCUGCCCGACCCACAGCCGCCCAUCGGGGGUUUUAGCCCAGGCAUUUCUGUGGACAGCCCAGACCGGCACGGACCCCUCGGACCGGAGCCGUGGACCCCUGGAGCGGAGUCUCUCUCACCCAAACUUCUGUAGUUCAUUUUCCCCUCCAACAUUUAUUGUAAAUCUGGAGUUGUUUUUGUUUUUUAAAUCAUUUUGUUUGUUUUUAGUUGUUUUUUUCCUCUUGGACUGCAAAUAAACAAAUUAAAAAGACAACAAAAAAGAAAAAAAAAAACAACAACAGAGACUUUUCCAUGUAUGGCUUCGGACUUGGUCGCUCA
This is a messenger RNA of Labeo rohita (rohu), 1969 nucleotides long. It is a transcript of the gene ranbp3b, whose product is annotated as RAN binding protein 3b. The record is from RefSeq and is a predicted model, not a curated record. Gene Ontology annotation, cellular component: nuclear pore; cytoplasm. Lineage: Eukaryota; Metazoa; Chordata; Actinopteri; Cypriniformes; Cyprinidae. Gene Ontology annotation, biological process: protein export from nucleus. The coding region runs from base 54 to 1640 and encodes 528 amino acids. The transcript is spliced from 17 exons. Gene Ontology annotation, molecular function: GTPase activator activity.